Beauveria bassiana ARSEF 2860 is the source of this 1527-nucleotide messenger RNA. Its product is annotated as AAR2 protein. NCBI's taxonomy places the organism in Eukaryota, Fungi, Ascomycota, Sordariomycetes, Hypocreales, Cordycipitaceae. The transcript has a single exon. Bases 1 to 1527 code for a protein of 508 amino acids. The record is from RefSeq and is a predicted model, not a curated record. Gene Ontology annotation, biological process: spliceosomal tri-snRNP complex assembly.
AUGCAGGAGCCCACAAUCAACAAAGCUUCACAAGCCGCAGGCCGUCAUGCAUUGGCGCAAGGCCUGAGCCAGAUCAACUCUGAAAACUUUGCUCAUCACGACGAUAUUCCAGACCGAGACUUCUCUGAUGUACUGCCACCGCUCGGCUCGGCUGACGAUGUCGACUCGGACCACGAGACAGAAGAUGCGGCUUCCGUCGGGUUUACGGCGUCGUUUGACCAGGCAGCGCCCGCAUCGGGCGUAACCUAUUCGCGUGGCGGUGGUGACGUGGUCCUGAUUCUCGGCCUGCCAGAGAUCUUCACCGUUGGAUGCGACGCGCUGUCCUUUACUGCUAAGCACUUUGGCGGCCUCGGCGAUGUGCCGGCCGGGCCUCACUUUUUUUGGGCGGCGCACCCUGGUGGCAUGGCCACGCGGUCCGGUUUCUGGAUCGUGAGCGAGGGCGCGAACCGCGUGCACGCCGUCCGGUGGGACAGCAGCUCCGAGCUGCUGAUCGACUCGCUGCCGGCUGAGAUCCCCCGCGACGUCAACGCACCCCAUGCUGAGCUGCUAUCGUACCGCGACCCAACGGCGCGCAGCGACGGAGCCGGCGGGAGCGUGGGUGAGGUGAACGAGUCGCGAGCGGCGGAAAGUGAGCGGAUCUGGGGCCAGCUGACGAGCUGCAUCACCGGCGACUUGCUAUCGCGCGUAACGGGCCAGCCAAAAGCAGGUGCCGCCGCCUGGCACAUUAGCACGACAGACCUCGUGGAAGGCCAGGUGCUGCCGUCGGCAGAGCGCGCGAUGGAGCAGCACAUUUCUCACAUGCGACGCGCGACGCCGGCGCGCGAGCUGCGCUUCGCGUUAGAUCAGCACUCCAAGACGUACUCGGCGGAGCGUCUUGGCGCAGAGCGCACGCGUGAGGCCACCGACGCCACGUCGUACCUGCUCGCGCUGCUGGACAGCGAUAGCAGCGGCAGCGACGCCGUGACGGAAGCCAGCCUCGUCGGCGAGCUGCAGAUCGCGUUCCUCGCCGGCGUGCACCUCGGCAACGACGCGUGCCUGGAGCAGUGGCUGCACACGGUGCUGCGGGUGCUGCUGCGGGCCUACACGCUACCGCGGCGCCGGCCGACGCUUGCGGCCGACGCUAUUCGCGCCGUCACCGCGCAGCUGGCCUAUGGCGGGGACUGGCUCGACACGCCACUAAUGGGGAUGCUAUCCGAGGCGCGCGGGCGCGAGCUGCGCUUGGCGCUCAUCAUCUACAAGCGGCGGCUAGAAGAAGACAGCAGCGAUGGUGACGGCGACAGUGACGGGGUGGCUCGCGUAACGGCGGCGUUUUCUCGACUCGAGGCCGUCGUGGCCGGACCAGCGUUUGGCUGGGACCUGCGCGGCGAGUAUCUGCGCAAGGGCAAGGUCGUCAUGGAGGACGGUGAGGAGGUGGAGCUGGAGAUGAAGGAGCUGCAGGCCGAGGACGAGAGAGGCGAGUGGGCGCCCGAGAUUGUCGAGCUGGACGAGCAUGGACGGGAAAAGGGCUUGAUAUCAUGGAAUGACUAA